Molecule: messenger RNA, 1139 nt
Organism: Zophobas morio
Lineage: Eukaryota; Metazoa; Arthropoda; Insecta; Coleoptera; Tenebrionidae
Gene: Usf
Product: upstream stimulatory factor 2
Exons: 4
Coding region: 116-919 (267 amino acids)
Biological process (GO): regulation of transcription by RNA polymerase II
Molecular function (GO): RNA polymerase II cis-regulatory region sequence-specific DNA binding; DNA-binding transcription factor activity, RNA polymerase II-specific; protein dimerization activity
Source: RefSeq, a predicted model, not a curated record
CAAUUGUCAAAAAUUGGUGUCAUAUGUGUCAUAUCACAUGACCAAUUUUGUCCCCGUGACCAAAAUUGAAGGAAAAUUCAAAAAAAUUUAAUCAAAUCAUACACUUAACCUUAAUAUGGAUAUGUUAGAUCCACUGGACUCGAGCGCAGAAGUUGACGAAGUCGAGACGAAAGUAAUUUUAAAUGAUAAUGUUAUAUCAAAGCAUUCAACAGAAAGUGAUGAUGAGCAAAAUGUUGUUGAUCAUCUUUCACCUCAAACACUUUUAGAAACUCCUGCUGAUACUGAAGUACAAUACUCUUUAAGAUCGCCUGAAGGUAUGAUAACAUACCGUGUACUUCAAGUAGAAGAAGGUGCAGAACCUGUGCCCCAAAUUGUGACAACUAGUAACAGUUUUUCUAAUACAAAUGUUCAACAGGUGCUAACAAGUAAUUUAAAUGGACAACUUUAUGUUAUUGGAAAUCCAAAUGAAGUUUUUGCAACUCAAGCAGGUGCUAGAGCUAUUGCUCCAAGAUCUUCAAUAAUUGAUGGCAGUGCUUCAGUAGUUACUAAUAUUAAACGGCGUGAUGAAAGGCGAAGGGCUACACACAAUGAAGUGGAGCGGCGAAGAAGAGACAAAAUUAACAACUGGAUAACUAAAUUAUCAAAAAUAAUACCGGAAAGUGCACCACCUGAUAUGAAAGGGAAUGGACAUUACGAUGGUCAAUCAAAAGGUGGUAUUUUAGCGAAAGCAUGCGAAUAUAUUCUUGAAUUGCGGGAAAAUGAGCAAAAAUGUGAUCAUUAUAUGAAAGAAAAUAAACAAUUAAGUCAAACUAUUGAUUUGUUAAAACAGAAGAAUGUGGCUUUAGAACAAGAGAAUAGAACCCUAAGAGACAUUUUGAAAAGAAAUGGGCUAGAAAUCCCAAAUACUAUAAUUUCAUAGGAUUAGUUGUUUAGUUUAAUGUAAGGGAUUAUGAAAGGUGUAAGCACGUAUGUACCUACAGUAUGAUACAUAUAGUUCUAUUUUCGUUGUACGUUAAGGAUUUUUUUUAAAGAUAUUUAUGAUGUGUUAACCAAAUUUUAAAGGAUUUUUUUGUUAAUAAGCAACUGUACAUUUACGUGUGAAGUUAUAAAUGUAAUGUAAAUAAAUAUUUGCUAUUUUA